Phlebotomus argentipes is the source of this 2383-nucleotide messenger RNA. It is a transcript of the gene mip130, whose product is annotated as protein lin-9 homolog. Gene Ontology annotation, biological process: regulation of cell cycle; regulation of transcription by RNA polymerase II; DNA-templated transcription. Lineage: Eukaryota; Metazoa; Arthropoda; Insecta; Diptera; Psychodidae. Gene Ontology annotation, molecular function: DNA binding. The record is from RefSeq and is a predicted model, not a curated record. The transcript is spliced from 3 exons. The coding region runs from base 218 to 2074 and encodes 618 amino acids. Gene Ontology annotation, cellular component: nucleoplasm; transcription repressor complex.
GAGGAUUUCAAAAUCAAAGAACAUGGCGGAUGUUUUUUGAAUAUUCGUAUUUCACGUGAAAUUUUCCUUAUUUUCAUAUCAAAUAGAACGUGUAAUCGCUGGAAAAACACCAUCGGCGCAAUCUACGACAGUCCAGCUUCAGCAGCAGAGUGAUUUUCCGGGAGCAAGAGCUGCUGGGACAGGAGAAAUCUGCAAUUGAGUAAACAAGUCGCUGGGAAUGCCCCGGGAGAGCUUGAAGGCGCGCCAGGAGGUGCGCGAGGAUGACAUGGAGGUGGACGACGAUGGGGAGCCGCCAGCGUUUGGGCCUGCCGCUCUGGGGCUUCAUCGCGUGGGCACAAAGCUGCCUCCAAAACCGGCGCCCACGCAACCCAUCCAGGUGUUGAACGCCCGCGGCAUGCCGGCGCGCAUCCGGAAGAAGAACCGCCUGUUCUACGACGACAACAUUAUCAACGACAAACCACCGCCGAAGCAAUCCCCGCGGAAGCUGGGCAAGCGCUCGCCCAUUAAGGUCCUCCAGACGCCCAGUCGCAUCAUGAAGCGCGGCCGGAUGAAGCUGAAGUUCCCCGGGAAGCAGAGUCCAUCGUCCGGCAAGGUGCUGGGGCGCAUGCGGGGACAGAUGGGCCGCCCGGUGACCACGCCGUCGCCCACGCAGCCGCUGGACAAGAAGCUGGGCCAGCGCGUCGGCAUGCGCCUGCGGAACCUCCUGAAGCUGCCCAAGGCGCACAAGUUCGUGAGCUACGAGUGGUUCUACAGCACCAUCGACAAGCCGCUGUUCGAGGGGCCAAACGACUUCGAGAUUUGCCUGAAAGAAGCCUUUCCGCAGCUCAUCACGCGCAGCAUGUCGCGCGUGGAGUGGACGCGCAUCCGGCGGAUGAUGGGCAAGCCGCGGCGCUGCUCGCAGGCCUUCUUCGAUGAGGAGCGACGUGAGUUGGAGCGCAAGCGGCAGAAGCUGCGCCUCCUGCAGACGCGUAAGUUGGGCGACGUGUCGUUCGUGAAGGAUCUGCCCAGCAGCGUGCCACUCACGCUGCCCGUGGGCACGACUGUCACGGCGAGACUGCGCAAGCCCCAGGACGGUCUGUUUACGGGAGUCGUGGCUGCUGUGGAUUCGCACCAUCACACGUAUCGCAUCACUUUUGAGCGCCAAGGCUUGGGAACGCAAACAAUUCCGGACUAUGAGCUGAUUUCCAACUCGACACAGGAUACCAUUCCGCUGAGCAGUUUGACGAAGAACUUCCGCCAGAAGGCAAACCUGCCGAAGAAUUUCGUGGCUUCGCCGCUGAAUUGUCUCACGACACUCGGGAAGCACGAUCCGAUGCUGAGUGUGGAUGUGUUCAGUCACCUGAAGAAGCCGCAGAGCCUCAAAUAUCCCACGGACAAGCAAGUGGGCGGUUAUCCGGUGAAGCUGCUGGAGCUGAUGGUGCGCACGAAGAAACUGCUGGCGGCCAAGCAGGUGAAGCUGAAUCGGCUGCAGAGCCUCAACUCCGAGGUGGCGAUUCACAAGAGCUACGAUGAGCCAAUCACGGAGGAGACGCAGAAGAUCUAUGCGAAUCUGGUGGUGUCGCUGGAGAAGAUCAAUCGCAAUGUGCAGGCCAACUUGAAUCAGAUUCAGACGUUCACGCCGCAGAUCUCGAAGCAGCCACAGAUCCUGUCCAUGCUCACGCCGAGCUAUCUGCGCGAGAAGUGCCGCGAGAUGGGCAAUCAGACGGUGCAGACGAACAACCACGGCGGAAUGGUGCGGGAUCCGGAGGUGGUGCGCCUGAUCUCGGACAUGGCGACCAUCAUGUGGGUGGCCUCGAGUCUGUCCAACACGGAGCAGUACACGAAUGUGCUGCGCGUGCUGGAGGGAUGUCUGGAGGAGACAAAGAACCGCCUGAGUCCGGAGAAUGUGGAUGUGUUCCACAAGUGUGUCAUGGUGCACAUCCACCAGAUCAAGAUGGGCCUCGGGCAGCUCGUGGGUCCGUCGUCAUCGUCUGCCCAGAGUACGCCCGCCGCGCCCACGAGGAUUGUGAAGCGGGAGCCCGAGGAGGGAUCAUCGCGAGCGCCGAUGGUGAAGAUCUUCAUCGAGUCGAAGUGAGAAGUGCAAGCAAAGGCUCUUGAGAUUUGCAAAAAAUAGGCUAGUUUCUGCGUUCUUUCUAACAUUAAUUUCCCCUGAUCUUUCGAGUAUGACUUGUCAGUGCUUUGUUUAAUUUUUAUGGAGUAAGAGGAAGAAAAAUUGAAGUGGAAAAUGAUAACUUGACAAGGAAUUUCAUCUAAAUUUGCACUUACUGUCAUUGUACAAUUGUACGUUAAGUCUUUUCAGUUAGAGGAAUUGUAAUAUAUUCCCGAGAGCAGCGUGAAGAAUCAGUUGCAAAUUUAAUGUAUUGGAGUUUAUAUUAAAAUAGAU